GAGUGUGAAAGCAUACUUUCUCCAGGGUGUUGCCUCAAAUUUAAUAUUAAAUCCAUUAAUGCAAAUCCAUUUUCCUUCCAGGAUGACUACAUCAAAAACAUGGAACAGAACAUUGGCUCUGAUGAAACCGUGGACACCACCAAGGACCCGUGCCAGAACGUGAAGUGCAGCCGGCAUAAGGUGUGCGUCGCCCAGGGCUACCAGAGGGCCAUGUGUGUCAACCGCAAGAAAAUGGAGCAGAGAGUGAAACAGGCAGGGCAGCCGGAGGCUCAUGAAAACGUCUGCAAGCCUUGUCCCGUUGUGGCCUCCUCACCCGUGUGUGGCUCCGAUGGACACAACUACGCCUCCGAGUGCAAGCUGGAGCAGCAGGCCUGCCUCGCGGGCAAAGAGCUGAGCGUCACGUGUGCUGGAUUCUGCCCCUGCGCCACGGCCUCCGUUAGCCUCUCAAACACGGACACGAAACGUGAGAGCUGCACUGGCCAGGACCUGGCGGACCUGGGAGACCGUCUGAGAGACUGGUUCCAACUCCUCCAUGGGAACGCCAAGCAGAAUAACUCUGGCAAGCUCAGAGCUGACACCGCUUCAGCGCUGGACAAGAGCCUCGCUGCCAGCUGCAAGGACUCCAUCGGCUGGAUGUUCUCCAGGCUGGACACCAACAGCGACCUGUAUCUGGACCAGGCUGAGAUAGCUGCUAUCAACCUGGACAAGUACGAGGUCUGCAUCCGACCCUUCUUCAACUCCUGUGAUAGCUACAAGGAUGGGAAGGUCUCGACCGCCGAGUGGUGCCUCUGCUUUUGGAGAGAAAAGCCGCCGUGCCUCGCUGAGCUGGAGAGGAUCCAGGUGCAGGAGGCGGCCAAGAAGAAGCCUGGGGUGUACAUUCCCAGCUGCGAUGAGGACGGCUACUACAGGAAAGUCCAGUGCGACCAGAGCCGAGGGGAGUGCUGGUGCGUCGACCAGCACGGAGGAGAGAUGAUGGGCACCAGGAUCCAUGGCAACCCUGACUGCGAAGAAGCAGUGGGAUAUUCUGGAGACCUGGGGAGUGGAGUGGGAUGGGAGGACGAGGAGGAGAAGGAGGCAGAGGACACCGGAGAGGAAGAGGAGGAAGAGGAGGAGGGCGAGGCGGACGACGGAGGGUACAUCUGGUAGAGGCGUGUUCACAGCCGCCGGCCUGGAAUCCUACAAGGGGAUGGCUCUCUCUAGGGAAAAGAUUUUGGGAUCGGACCUCCGAGGCGUGGAGUUGUGUAUCAUCCUGGUGGGAUAUGUGGUGCUGGUCAGGUCCAGGGAUGAGACGGAUGACCAGUUUUUGUCUUAGAUAUGUGCAAUUGCUUCAUUCUCUUAUCUCUGUUUUUCUUUGAGCAACGGAGCUUUUUGUUUUGCUGUCCUGAAAAGCAGGACCCACUGACCACUGCACUGUAGGUAGCUAAAAUCCAUCCGAAUCUUGUCCAACCGCCAUCUAUGCAUUUAGAGAUUACCAGUAAUUUUGUAUUCUGUGAACAGUUGCUUGAGUAUUAAAGCCACCGUCCCACUGGAAUGAUCAGGUUUCAAAAGGAAUAGUUUGAUUUUGUUUUCGUAAACAUACUUGUUUUGUUAGUUUUAUGAGAAACUUGGUGUCACUGAAUAUGAAGCUGAGACUGAUGCCUGAGCCUAGUAUAAAGAUUGUAAAAAAAGGGCGGGAACAGUUGAAAAAAACCUCCAAAUCAUACUACAUCUUGUUUGUUGCAAUCAGCCAAUGCAGAAACCACAAAAUAAAAGCGACGUGUUUUGUGAUUAUGAUGACCAUCCAGCAAAUCACUGCACAAGGAAAAUAAAGAGUCUGACUCGUGUAGUAACACACCGUAAAAAUGCAAAUUCUUCAUGCAGAUUUUAUCCAGACUGAGCUGAGCCAACCUUCUCUCGGUCGUAGCUUCAUAUUUACCGAACAGACGAGAGUCGGAUAAAUGAGAUAAAAAAGUUUAUUUGCCAAAAUGUCAAACUAUUCCAUGUAAGCAGUUUAGUACGUGUUUGUGUAUGUCCCAACUGUUUCUAUAUAUAAAUCCAUUGCAAAUUACCCAUGAAACAAGCUUCGAGCUUUUCAGGUUCAGCUUUUACGAUGGUGCUGCUCCACAGUUUGUAGCAGUUUUUAAAUCUUACUCACAAAGUAAGUGGAUGCCAACAACUAUGAAGGACCUACAUUUCCAGUUGGAUUACUUUUAUUGAAAACCUGUAGAAUGUACUAGAAUGACGGCCCAAACUGUAGUAGAAACCACGCUUUGCUCUGCUAACACUGAAUUCAUGAUAAAGAAUGUGCCACAACUACGUUUUAUUCUGCAACUUUGCAACUUGAAAAACUAUUUUGUGUUUAUAAAAAAUUCUGUGGAUUACUUGAAGUUCUGUGUGUAUACUUGAGAUUGACAUUGUUAUUUUUUUUUUUCUAUGAUAAUGUUGUUGACCAUGACUUCAUUCAUGCUAGUGGUAGACCGGACAUUUUGGUUGUUUUUAGUAUUGCAUGUUAGUGAACAAGAAUGUACUUCUAGGCUGAGCACUUUACUAAUAAAGGCACUGGAGCCAAACUGUA
Molecule: messenger RNA, 2554 nt
Organism: Pungitius pungitius (ninespine stickleback)
Lineage: Eukaryota; Metazoa; Chordata; Actinopteri; Perciformes; Gasterosteidae
Product: testican-2-like
Exons: 9
Coding region: 100-1146 (348 amino acids)
Biological process (GO): anatomical structure development
Molecular function (GO): calcium ion binding; protein binding; collagen binding
Source: RefSeq, a predicted model, not a curated record